CUGACAUCUCGUCAACACCCCCAUUUGAGUGACUUCAUUUUAUUUUUUUUUUUUUUUGCCCCGAAGAACAUACCCAUCCCAGAGUUUAACUGUUGUUAGUUAGGGCAAACAAAAGAAAAAAUAAAGAACAUGAAAAGAGUGAAAAAACGAAGAUAUGAACUUGUGUUUUUCUACAUUAAGAGAACUUUUGUGAACAGUGAAUUGUGACAUAUUGAAAAAAAUUAUUUCUAAUCAAAAGAAACAGAAGAAGAAAUAAAUAAAAAAAAAAUUUUAUUGUGAAAAAAUGUAAAAUAUUUCAACAGCGAAUAGAAAUAAAUCAAAAUGGCGGGGAAAAUGAUGCCUGAAGUUAGGAUUACGACAUGGGUUGACCCACCGUAUUCAAAUUUUCAUUAUGGAAAUAAUGGAAAUCCCGUGCUCCAAGGUUAUGCAUUUACAAUUUUUGAAAUGUUAACGUCAAAAUUAAAUUUCACUUAUAAAUUUAUACCGCCGACAGAACAAAUUCUUGGAAAUCAAGAUACUGGCAUGGUGGGAAUGUUAACAAAGAAUCAAGUGGAUAUGGUAGUUGCAUUUUUGCCAGUGAUGACAAAAGUUAGGGAUUACAUUAAUUAUAGUGUGUCAUUGGAUGAAAUGGAAAUGACAUUUUUAUUGCGAAGACCUGCUGAAUCGUCAUCAGGAGCAGGACUAUUUGCUCCUUACACUCCUGAAGUUUGGUACUCGAUUUUUGCAACCAUCUUCAUUAUUGGCCCCACGGCUUGGGUCACCAUUCAGCUACGAAAUUUGUUUAUAAAACAAGAUGAAAUGUGGAGGUAUUCAUUUCCACGAUGCAUGUGGUUCGCCUACGGUUCUUUGCUUAAACAGGGAACGACAAAAGCCCCUAAUGGAGAUUGCACAAGACUGGUCUUUGCAUCUUGGUGGAUAUUUGUGACGAUUUUUUCCGCAUUUUACACCGCGAAUUUGACGGCUUUUUUGACAUUAUCCUACUUUACACUGGGUAUCCAUUCACUUGAUGACGUUGCCUAUGGUUACAAUUGGUUUGCCAUGAAAGGUCGCUCAGUGGAAAGUGCGAUAGAAAACAAUUUUGGCGAGUUUUACAGUUUAAAGAGGGCAGCUGAAUGGAGGUAUGGGCAGUACAUCACGGACUACAAUCUAAAUGGAAUAGAUAUGCUUAAGCGAAUUAGAAAAUCAAAAAGGGGAUUUAUGACGGAAAUGCAAUUCGCAAAAAUGUUGGUCUACGAUGAUUAUAAAAAUAAAACGAAAAAAGGAAUUUCAGAGGCAAAACGUUGCACGUACAUUUUGGCGCCAAAACCUCUUUACUACAUGGAGACGGCUUUUGCUUUUCAAAAGAAUUCCACCAUCCUGGCGAUUAUAAACAAAGAACUUCUACGCAUUGUGGAAAAUGGUUUGGUGAAGUAUUUGAAGAAAAAUGACGUGCCCACGGUGGCUUUUUGUCCGCCAAAUCUUCCCACCAAGGAGAAACGUCUUCAAGUCAACGACAUUUUGCUUUUGUUCAAAGUGAUUGGCUAUGGUUAUUCAGCAGCGUGCGUUCUUUUUGUUCUUGAGGGAAUUUUCUAUGUUAUUAUGCGAUUUUGCUGCUGCAGCAAAGACUCAUGUUGCAUUCCAUUUAAACCAAAAAUUAAAUCAGACGACUCAUUGCCGGCAUACAGUCCACCUAAUUCGCCACGUUUUGAAUUUCAUCGAAGUCCACCGCCAUUUUAUCAAGCGGUACAAGAUCAUCGUGACGCGAAAAAAUUCAACAUUAAUGGUCGCGAUUAUUAUAUUGUCAAGGAAAGUAGUGGUAACACUCGAUUGGUACCAAUUCGAGUUCCCUCCUCUUAUUUGUUUCAUCAGUUUACAGCUUAGAGGGGAGGGGAAGGGGUAAAGUUUGGUAGAAAAAAAAAGAAGUGGGAGGUGAAAGCCAUGGUAACCGUUACCAUAGCAACCGAAGGACGGAUAGACAGACGCUAAAGUCUCGUUACAUGACGUCGCAUAGAGGGAGUAGAAAAAUAAAUGAUUCAUUGAAAUUCUUUUAUUGAGAAGACAAGAAUUAUUUUUCAAAAAUUGUGAAUUUGUGCCUUUGAAUAAUUGAUAAUCACAUUCACGUGUUAGUUUCUGUUCUGUUUGUUUGGCAGCUGUUCUCCCGAAAUUUCAACCACGAGUUAGAUAGUAAUAAAGAUGCGGCGAUAGUUUGCAUUAAGGCCAAUGUACAAUAGUUUCGCGAAUGACUUUCGCAUGGCCUUAAGAAAGGAAAAAAAAAUUUAUAAACGGCGAGAAUCGAACGAUUAUACGACUCGCAUAACGCAUCGAGAACAAUUUUGAUUUAAUUAGCAAAAUUGAGAAAUUAACGACUGUAAAUUUUUUUUUGUCUCUGUUAUAAAAUGGGGAGUAAGAAUUAUUUUAAAAUUUUGACAUAUAAUUUAUAUUUAAUUGUCAAUAUUCCCCGAUACCUUACAGUAUUAAUAUUAAUAAAAAAUA
Molecule: messenger RNA, 2472 nt
Organism: Leptopilina boulardi
Lineage: Eukaryota; Metazoa; Arthropoda; Insecta; Hymenoptera; Figitidae
Gene: Ir76b
Product: glutamate receptor ionotropic, delta-1
Exons: 9
Coding region: 322-1860 (512 amino acids)
Cellular component (GO): membrane
Molecular function (GO): glutamate-gated receptor activity
Source: RefSeq, a predicted model, not a curated record